Hypoxylon trugodes is the source of this 1775-nucleotide messenger RNA. RefSeq names its product Lactonase, 7-bladed beta-propeller-domain-containing protein. The coding region runs from base 653 to 1447 and encodes 264 amino acids. The record is from RefSeq and is a predicted model, not a curated record. The transcript has a single exon. Gene Ontology annotation, molecular function: protein binding; 6-phosphogluconolactonase activity. Lineage: Eukaryota; Fungi; Ascomycota; Sordariomycetes; Xylariales; Hypoxylaceae.
CAGUAUACGAGGCAGAGCAUCACUAGUAGAAAGUAGAUUGCUAAUAAAUUAGUCACGUUUCUUGAGAAUCAUUCUCCAUUGAUUUGACGUACCUACGGACCUGUGAUGGCAACCUAGUAGUUGAGGAGCAGAAUACUCGAGAAGCCAUCAAGUCUAAUGUAAGCGCUGUUGACAUGCCUUGGGGCGCCUAGUGCCAGGCCGGUUUCUCAAACCCCUCCGUGACAUUAAAAACACACAAUAAAGACUAUUACGUACACUUGAUGGUAUUUCUUUUUUCCACUCCACAUAUUAUUGUUUAUGAAGACUGCGUAGCCAGUAACAACUCCUAACGACUGACCAAAGGAUAUCACAAAUCAAUAUUACUAGGCUACAAUCAACUGGUUUUCAAACACUUCAUCUAUGCCUAUUAAAUUUGCCCAUCAAUAUAUAUAUUGACAAUGCGGAACGAAAAAAAUGGCUGGCCAAUAUACAACGCAACACUACUCAUUACACACAGGGAAGACUUAACUAAUCAUUACCAUAGAAAAAAACAGCAAUACCCCCACGAGAAAGAAAUCAUAAUAUAAGAUGGAUAACCAAAGUUCCUCCUCGCCAAGUCAAUUAAGAAGGCUGCUUGUCGGCAACCGAGACCAGAUAUUAGUAAUCGACUUCGAUGGCACCCGCUUUUCCAUUGUUGGGAGGCAUACGCAAGAGAAUUUGGAUGCCGGGUUGGCUCCUCUUCAAAGAGCCCAACCUGUUAUACGUUGUGAAUUCGAUAGGGUUCGAUACCAGUUUAUUCAAGCUUAGCGAUCACAAGCUUAACUUGAUCUCCAGCGCAACGGCGUCGGAGGGCGGUGUUGACCUCGAAUUCAUCCACGACAAAACCCGUAUGGUCGAAGCUUGCUACCGGAGCGGGAUGAUUGACAUCUGGGAUACGUCAAAAGCUGACGGCACCCUUAAAUAUAUGAAGAGCCUUUCACCACCCGGCAAGCCUACUCCUCCUCGAAACCACCACCGGCCCCACCAAGCUGUCCUCGAUCCAACUGGCCGCUUCUUUGUCGUACCAAACCUUGGGGGAGACACAUUGGUAGUUAUAGAUUCGGAAGAUGACAGAUACGAGAUCACAGGGUGUACUACUGUACCAGCCAACGUCGGUCCACGUCGUGUUGCAUUCAUUAGAAGAGACGAGAAACUGUUUCUAAUCAUGGUGGGAGAGGUUUCAAACGAGGUCUUUUUGUAUGAGACCGACUAUUCCAACGAUACACUGCAGUUCAACGAAAUCGAGCGGCAAAGCACGUACGGAAAUUCGCCUCCAAGUAACGGGUCUGCAGCUAAAGUGGCUGAAUUGAUGGUUUCUAAUAACCAGACAGAUGUUUACAUCUCGAAUCGGGUCACAGGUGAGACGACAGACCAUAUCGCUCAUUUUGAAUUUGGGGAGCUUUACAUGGUCCACAUCUUCAAUACAUAAGACGUGUCUCGAGUGGCGGACAACUGCCUAGGGUGUUUUGUCUUAGCCCGGAGUUUGAGCAAGAAAUAAUGUUUGUAGGGAACGAGACAGGCGGAGCUGGCCUGGUUGCGUUGAUGCGGGACGAAUGGGGACAUUUGGACAAGGUUCCCAUUGCAACAAUGCCAAACUCUGAACUUGUCGUUGCUGGCCGUGAUAAAAGCAAGAUUAGCGGGCCACAAUCUAUGACGUUUAUGUAAACAUUUUGACAAUGGAUGAUGACACAAAAAAGACCAAAUUGUCAAUCAUAUGCCUGAGAUUUCUUAGGUUACUAUGUCAUUUUUUAAACCCA